Spinacia oleracea (spinach) is the source of this 2202-nucleotide messenger RNA. Its product is annotated as phosphoglucomutase, chloroplastic. The coding region runs from base 83 to 1960 and encodes 625 amino acids. Gene Ontology annotation, biological process: carbohydrate metabolic process. Gene Ontology annotation, molecular function: phosphoglucomutase activity; magnesium ion binding. The transcript has 22 exons. The record is from RefSeq and is a predicted model, not a curated record. Lineage: Eukaryota; Viridiplantae; Streptophyta; Magnoliopsida; Caryophyllales; Amaranthaceae. Gene Ontology annotation, cellular component: cytosol.
CCAUUUCCAUUUCUCACACUCCACUCUCACCCUCUCGUUUCUCUCACUCCUCUUCACUUCUCCUCCUCUGAAGGCUCCAACAAUGGCGUUCUCAGUCAAAAUAGAACCUCCGUUUUCUAUCCACUCUCGUAGAACCGCCACAACUCACUUUCUCUCUCCUCAUUCUCGCUCAUUCUCUCUCCCUAUCCACUCUCACAAUUUCAUCUCUCUCACUAAUCACUCUUCUCAUUCUCUUUUCGCCAUUAAAGCUUCUUCAUCGUCGUCCACUGUUGUCGAAUCUCAAAAUUUUACGGUUAAAUCGGUGCCAACACAACCUUAUGAUGGCCAGAAGACUGGCACAAGCGGUCUCCGGAAGAAGGUUAAAUUGUUUAUGCAAGAGAACUACCUUGCCAAUUGGAUACAGGCCUUGUUUAAUUCACUGCCGACAGAGGACUAUGUGAAUGGGGUGCUGGUUCUGGGUGGCGAUGGUCGGUAUUUUAACAAAGAGGCUGCACAGAUAAUAAUCAAAAUUGCGGCAGCCAAUGGGGUUGCGAAAAUUUUAGUUGGAAAGGAUGGUAUAUUGUCAACACCAGCAGUUUCUGCUGUGAUCCGAAAGAGAAAGGCCAAUGGUGGUUUUAUAAUGAGUGCGAGUCAUAAUCCUGGUGGGCCCGAGUAUGAUUGGGGAAUCAAGUUCAACUACAGCAGUGGGCAACCUGCACCUGAAUCCAUCACUGACAAGAUAUACGGCAACACGCUUUCAAUAUCUGCAAUUAAGAUGGCAACCAUUCCUGACGUAGAUCUUUCUCGUGUUGGAGUUACGAAAUCUGGCGACUUCACUGUUGAAGUUAUUGACCCUGUUGCUGACUACCUGGAGCUGAUGGAGAGUGUUUUUGAUUUUCAGCUUAUCAAAAGUCUUCUCUCGCGGUCAGAUUUCAGGUUCACAUUUGAUGCCAUGCAUGCGGUUGCCGGAGCCUAUGCAAAACCAAUCUUUGUGGAGAAACUGGGUGCCAGUCCGGAAUCAAUAACAAAUGGGGUUCCCCUGGAGGACUUUGGCCAUGGCCAUCCAGACCCUAACCUCACUUACGCUAAGGACUUGGUUGACAUAAUGUACGGUGAGAAUGGACCUGACUUCGGGGCUGCUAGUGACGGUGAUGGGGAUAGAAAUAUGAUUCUGGGCAGAAGUUUCUUUGUUACACCUUCAGAUUCAGUUGCUAUAAUUGCAGCCAAUGCUCAAGAAGCGAUUCCAUACUUCCGUGAUGGAAUUAAGGGUUUGGCUCGAUCUAUGCCUACAAGUGGUGCACUUGAUCGUGUAGCUGAAAAGUUGAAUCUUCCCUUUUUUGAGGUUCCCACUGGCUGGAAGUUCUUUGGUAAUCUCAUGGAUUCUGGGAAUUUGUCAAUUUGUGGCGAAGAGAGCUUCGGUACUGGUUCUGAUCACAUCCGUGAAAAGGAUGGCAUAUGGGCUGUUUUAGCUUGGAUGUCGAUCAUCGCUUACAGAAACAAGGACACAAAACCUGGAGAAAAACUUGUUUCAGUCUCAGAUGUAGUCAAAGAAUAUUGGGCGACUUAUGGGCGGAAUUUCUUCUCCAGAUAUGAUUAUGAAGAAUGUGAGUCUGAAGGUGCCAAUAAAAUGGUUGAUUAUCUCAGAGAUUUGAUAUCUAAGAGCAAAGAAGGAGAUAAAUAUGGGGAAUAUGUCCUUCGAUACGCAGAUGACUUCAGUUACCAAGAUCCUGUUGAUGGAAGUGUUGCAUCAAAACAAGGUGUUCGCUUUGUGUUUGCUGAUGGGUCGCGGAUAAUAUUUCGCUUAUCGGGUACUGGUUCUGCAGGUGCAACAGUUAGAGUAUACAUUGAGCAAUAUGAGCCUGAUGCUUCUAAACACGAUCUCGAUGCCCAAGAAGCAUUAAAACCAUUGAUAGAUCUCGCAUUAUCUGUAUCGAAGCUCAAGGAAUUCACCGGAAGAGAGAAGCCUACUGUCAUCACAUAAGACCGGAAAUUCGCGGUAAAUUUGCAUUCUUCAGGUAUCCUAGCUAGGUUAGGUUUUUCCACUUCUCCUCCCCCAAGUUUGAAAUAUAGUAUGAAGCAUAAUUUUAUUUGCAUUGGAAUAAAAUCAUUGCUGAAUGUGUUCAGCUAAUCUUGAGAGUAAGCUAUUUCCGUGUAUAAUGUAGGUUGCUCUUGUAAAACAUGCAUAAUUGAUAAAUUAAUGAAGUUUUUUAUUUUUUUCACAAA